UCUGAUGCCGACUGGAUGCCGACUGGAGGAUUUCCAGCAACAGCCUGAGUCUGUGCUGCCUUACCUUUCUCCUCUCUUCUUUUUCUAUCCUCCCUCCUCCAUCUUUCCUCAUCCUCUUCUAUAACAUCUGCAGCUUUUCCUCCUCAGCCCGUCUCUUUUCUUCCAGCAUCCCGGCACCAGGAUGUGGCACUCGGUGGCUCUCCUCCUUUCUGGAUUCUCCGCUUUGAUUCCCGCGUCUCUGCAGGGUCCUCACCAGAGAAACCUGCUGAAGAAUCUGCUGAAGGAUUACAACCGGAUGGAGCGGCCGGUGGGCAACGACUCCCACGCCCUCACCGUCCACUUCACCCUCAGUUUGAUCCAGAUCAUGGACGUGGAUGAGAAGAACCAGGUGUUAACCUCUAAUAUGUGGUUACAGAUGACGUGGUUCGACCACUACCUGCAGUGGAACCAGACGGAACAUCCCGGGGUGAAAAACCUGCGAUUCACCAUCGAUCAGAUCUGGACGCCGGACAUCCUGCUCUACAACAGCGCAGAUGACGACUUUGACUCCACCUUUAAGACCAAUGUCCUGGUAAACUCCAGCGGGUACGCCAAGUAUCUGCCGCCAGGAAUCUUUAUGAGCACGUGCAAUGUGGAUGUUCGUUGGUUUCCUUUCGACAUCCAGAAAUGCGAGCUGAAAUUUGGCUCCUGGACGUACGACGGCUGGCUAAUGGACCUGCAGAUGACCGACGCUGACGUCUCCGCCUACAUGCCCAACGGGGAGUGGGACCUCGUCGGUGUCCCUGGCACCAGAAACGAGGUCUUCUACGAAUGCUGCAAGGAGCCCUACACGGAUGUGACAUUUGUUAUUACAAUCCGGCGGCGGACGCUCUACUACGCUCUGAACCUGCUCAUCCCCUGCGUGCUGCUGUCGUCUAUGACCCUGCUGAUCUUUGUGCUGCCGGCCGACUCCGGGGAGAAGAUCUCACUGGGGAUCACCGUGUUGCUGUCUCUCACUGUUUUCAUGUUGCUGGUUGCAGAAAUCAUGCCUGCCACGUCGGACUCUGUCCCUCUCAUAGGUCAGUACUUUGCCAGUAUAAUGAUCAUCGUCGGGAUGUCAGUCAUCGCCACCGUGGUGGUUCUGCAGUAUCAUCACCACGAUCCCAAUGGAGGAAACAUGCCAAAAUGGGUGCAGCUGGUGCUGCUGCAGUGGGUCGCUUGGUUCUUGCGAAUGAAGCGUCCGGGGGAGAGCGACGACCCGGAGCGGCCGCCCUGCGCCCCCCACCUGCGUCGCUGCUCCUCGGGCUCGCAGAGCGGGAGCAUCCCCAACCCCCCGGACCCCGGCCUGCACCUGCUGCACCCGCAGAACCUGGGGCCCCUCCAGACGGGGCCCCUGCACGCCGGGCACCCCCACCUGCACGGCCAGGCCUCCACCAACAACAAUGGGAACCUCCUCUACAUGGGAUUCCAGAGCAUUGAGGAGUCGUCGGUGCUGUCAGAGCCCGUCCAGAGGAACAACCUGACCCCGGGACCUCCGCGGGGGGCGGGGAGCCCUCCCCCCCACCUGCCCUCGCAGUUCUGCGCCUCCCCGCCGCCUCCCAUGGACACCGUAGGCUGUCCCAGCACCGUUUCUAGCGGCGGGGGGUUCGGAGGGGGACCUGGAGGCCUGGGCGGGUGCUCCACCGCAGGGAUGGGCGACCCCCAGCUGCAGGCCAUCCUGGAGGAGGUGCGCUACAUGGCGGAUCGUUUCCGGGAGCAGGAUGAGACCGAAAGCGCCGCCGACCAGUGGAAAUUCGCCGGCGCCGUCAUCGACCGCCUUUGUCUGGUGGCGUUUAGCGUGUUUAACAUCAUCUGCACCAUCUCAAUCCUCAUGUCCGCCCCCAACUUUGUGGAAGCUAUUUCAAAGGACUUUGUUUGAAUGCAAAGGACAGAGUAAAGUGGAGGAGGUGACGCAUGAAGGAACAUUUGGAGGGAGUUAUAUAUAAAAUAAAGGAUGGAAUGGGGCCCCAACCCCAAGGAAACACAAUUUCCAGCUAACUGCAGGCUCUGUGAUUUGUGAUUGCAGGGACCUGGAAAAAAAAACAAAAGAAAACCAAAAAAAAAGGAAUGGUUUUCCUUGCGACACAUUGUGUUUUGUAACUGAAAUGAAAAGAAAACAGAGGAAGGAGGGAAUACUGAGCGAAGUUAAAAUGUAUUUAGGGUGCACAGGGUGCUUUAUCAGAUUCUUGACAAAGUGAAAUUGAUUUUUGUGGCUAAAAACAAAGACUUUCCUCAAAAUUAUAGGCAAGGAUGAGUCAGUCGUGACGGGGUACAGAAACAGAGGGAUCAGUCCAACAGCCGGGAGUCAGAAUGAGGCUGAACCGAGGGAGAGACUGAGAGCACAAGAGGAGAAAAAGAGACAGUCAGAUGGACAGGGACAGAUAAAGGAGACGGAUUUGUGACAGUUUUAUUUUCUCAUGGAGGUAAGUUUGCCUUCCACUCCCACGUGUGGAGAAAAUACUGCAUCAUUCAAAGUGAUGGGAGGACAAUGGAAAGAGAAAAUAGAGCUUUAAAAGGACUCAAAAAAAAAACCCCAGACCAGAAGGAUCUGGCGCUUCAUCUUCAUCGAAAAGUGGACCAAACCGUAGGAAUGCAAUAGCACAUAUGGAACAGAGGAGAAUCUCAUAUUCAAUCACCUCCAACUAAUGACCGUCAAACUGAAAGACCUUGGAUAAUCUUCAAGAUUAAUAAGCUUUAAAAAGAUUAAGUCCCCUUUCCUGCUUGUGAGUCCCUUUAAAUUUCCAUGGCCUUAUCUUUAUGAGAGCAUAACUAAUCAGCAAAGAUCAGAAGCUCCCGGCAUCCCGGCAUCAGCAGCAGCCGGCACCGAGCGCUGCUGAUCCUGAACGGUGAAAGCUAAAUUCUCCCGUCGUCAACAAUGCAGCGGCCGGGCGGCCACCGCGCCGCAGGCCGAUGAAAAUUCAUGGAGUCUUUUACCUAAGUGUAUCUGGCAGGUCAUAAUGGACUCACGGAACUCAUCGAAUUUCAUAUUAAAGGUUUAAUAACCCAGAUGGGAGGUCAGGACUUUAAAAAGAACAUAGGAGGCAGAAGAAAAGGAGGAGAAAUUAUUCAAAAAUCCCAAAACUGACAUGGAGAAGCAUCAUCCCAUUAAAUUUCUCUCAGAUCCCUUAAGUGGUUUAUAGCUUCACGAGUGAACUCCAUAGAAGGGCUAUGACUUUAAUUCAGAUAUAUUUUCAUGACUUUGACUCAGAAGCUGCAUAAAGGUAAUUGGAGGGCUCGUAUUUACACGACGACCUUUGGUGAGGUCAUCUACGGAAAAUCAGGAACAAAGACACAAAAUGUAUCAGGCAGCAAAAUAUAACGUGCAUCUUUGUUAGCGGUUUGAGGUACGCUGAAUGCAAGUUUAGCUUAGGCUUAAAGCAGCACUAUGUAACUUUCCAGCUUAAUCUAAUAUUUCAUCAUCAUCAUCAUUGUGAUGGAACAUCAACUUCCAACAGGUUUAAUGAACCUCUGUCAUGGUCUGAGGGGUCUGUAUCUCCUUCACUGGCACUAUGUAACUUUGAGGAGCAUGGUAGGAACCCUGCCACACUAAAAAACUACACAUUUUAACGGCUUUGCGGCUUUACGGCAUACGUCACUUCCCCCUCCUUCCCCAUUCGUAGUCCAGACCAAAGCUGGGCGGGGCGUGGAGCGCAGAGCUCAGCAGAAGCUGGUGUCAUGGCCGACGCAGCGGAAAAACCCAAGAAAAUAAAAGUUUUAUCGGAGGAGGCGAAAAAAGAAAG
Molecule: messenger RNA, 3758 nt
Organism: Cololabis saira (Pacific saury)
Lineage: Eukaryota; Metazoa; Chordata; Actinopteri; Beloniformes; Belonidae
Gene: chrna11
Product: cholinergic receptor, nicotinic, alpha 11
Exons: 10
Coding region: 182-1897 (571 amino acids)
Biological process (GO): nervous system process; chemical synaptic transmission; monoatomic ion transmembrane transport
Cellular component (GO): neuron projection; synapse; postsynaptic membrane
Molecular function (GO): acetylcholine-gated monoatomic cation-selective channel activity; transmembrane signaling receptor activity
Source: RefSeq, a predicted model, not a curated record